CCUGAAGCUCAGGCACUCCAGGGCUGCACACUGACCACAAGGCUUGCUGCCUGCUGAUCAGGAUUCCAGAAACAAGAUUGGCUAUAAGGACAAAAGGACAAGAAGCUCUCCUCUGGAGUUCUCAGAAAAGAUGGGGAGAUUCCAUUUCUUUGCGCUUCUGUUGAGCGGAGUCUUAAUCUCUGGAGUCCUCAGCUUUCAAUCCACAAAUUUUUCAAUAGACUGUGAAACUAUGUCAACAAACCUAACUAAACCAGAGGAAUCUGCAUCACCCUAUCACCUUUUGGUAUCAUCUGAGGAAUAUAACCCAGGAAGUGAAGUUGAAGUGGAUCUGGAAGGAACGUCAAAUGCUGGAUUCAAAUGGUUCAUGCUACAAGCUCGAGACAUUGAAAAAAAUGUCCCUAUUGGCUCGUUUCUAACCAUAGACCCCAAUACACAGAACUAUGACUGUUACAAUUUGCUGAAUUCAACUUUAAUCCACAAGAGCUCUGAUGAGAAAUAUAAUGUUACAUCUGUCUGGAUUUCACCAGAAGCUAAGAAGGUUCAGUUUGUAGCAACUGUUUUUCAAGAUCCGGAAAGAUACUGGGUUGUUAUAUCCGACAAAAUCCUCUUCCCCAGAGGUUCCAAUGUAACAGGAAAUGAUAACAAAGCAGCUGAUGUGGCCAAAGAAGCCAGUGGAUCACCAAGAAGUAGGAAGAAGUCUUCUAACAUUAUUGUAAGAGUAAACUGUGGCCAGGGUGGUUCUUAUGGAAGGGGCAGUGAAUGUGCCCAGGGUUCCAUAUCUUCCUCACAGAGUAGUAGCAGUCAUUCACAGGGAGGCUUAAUCUACCAAGGGGGAAGCAUCAAAAAGGUUGGAUGCCUUGGUGGUGGAACUGCAAGUGUCUACAACAAAUAUGGUUGUGGUGAUGGAGGCAUAGACACUAGUGGCGGCAGCAGUUAUGGGCAGUCUGUUUCAACUAUUUCAGAUAAAGGGAAGGUCGUAGUAUAUCCUCCUACGAAGCCUUUCCCACCUGAACGUGAAACAUAUACAUCGCAACUUGCCAACUCCCACUACAAGCAUAUUCAGAGCACUAAUUACGGUGAAAAGAUCCAGAGCCAGGGUUCAAAUCCUGAAAGUGACAUCCGUAUUACAAUUCAGAGUGGACAACCUAUGAAAGUUUGUGAUAAGACCUCUUCUUCCUACAACAGCCAAGCCUGCAAAUUGACUAUACAGUCUUCUUCAUCUCAGAGUGGUGGCUCUUCUGUCUCUCAGGGUGAAACAAUUAUAGUUGGUGGUGGUAGACCUUCUACUUCAGUUGGCGGCAGUGGAACUUCAAUUAUAGUUAGUGAAGGUAGACCUUCUUCGGUUGGCAGUAGUGGAACCUCGAUUAUAGUUGGUGGUGGGAGGCCCUCUACUGGUUCAUCAUCUACAUUUGGCAGCAGUGGAUCUAUUGUAUCAUCUGGCAGUAAUCCUUGUGGUCAGGGAAAUAUCCCUGGCAAGAAUCCUUGUAAACCGGCUGGAUCAUCAUCUCAGCAAGGUUUUGGAAGUAGCCAGAGUGGUUCAUCCCAGCAAGGUUAUGGUUCCCAGGGUGGUUCCUAUUCUCAAGGGAACAGAAAUCCUUGUGAUGGGAGCACUAUUGGUAAAAUAAUCAGCAGUAGCAACUGUCCAAAGUGGGUAUCAAGUGGAUCCUAUGGUGGCAGCAGCGGCAGCAGCGGCAGCCAAUAUGGACAGAGUGGAUCCUAUGGCAGCAGCAGCAGCCAAUAUGGACAGAGUGGAUCAUAUGGCGGCGGCAGCCAGUAUGGACAGAGUGGAUCCUAUGGGAGCAGCAAUCAAUAUGGACAGGCUGGACAGAGCGGAUCCUAUGGGAGCAGCAGCCAAUAUGGACAGACUGGACAGAGUGGAUCCUAUGGGAGCAGCAGCCAUUAUGGACAGAGUGGAUCCUAUGGGAGCAGCAGCCAAUAUGGACAGGCUGGGCAGAGCGGAUCCUAUGGGAGCAGCAGUCAAUAUGGACAGGGCUCCCAAACAAGUGGAGGCUCCAACAUUAAGGGCUGUGGUGAAAACCCAAGAAACUGUAGACGCAAAAGGGCUGCAUCAGCUUCAAAUAUACUUAAGACAUUGAUCAAUAAGAUUCGGGGGAAAAGGAAUGAACCCUUUAAUUCAGAACAAAGGUAUACCAAUGACCAGGAUAGUACCCUUUCGGAUGAUAGAAACAAUCAUCCACAGAGACAAUGUAUAUGUCCUAAUACACAGAAUGAACAAGUUGGAUUAGAUGGAGGCAGCAGCCAAUCUGAACAGGGUGGAUAUGGUGGAUCAUAUGAUGGCAACCAAUAUGGACAGAGUGGACAAUAUGGAGGCAGCAACCAGUUUGGACAGGGAGGAUCAUAUGGUGGCAGUAGCAGCCAGGGAGGGUCGCAUAGCAGUGGCGGCAGUGGCGGCGUUGUGAAGCUUGGAAAUGGUGAUCACAUGACCACAGGACUCUGCAUCAGUUGUAAAUGUGCACAGGUUGCAAAGUGCCUGAAUGGCAAUUCCAUUGACACUCUGAGGGCUGGAGGAUCAUAUAGCAACAGCAGCAGCAGCAGCAGCCAUUAUGGCAGCCAGGGAGGAUCAUAUAGCAGCAGUAGCAGCAGUAGCGGCAGCAGUCAUUAUGACAAUCAGGGUGAAUCUUACAACAGCAGCAGCCAAAAUGGAAAGCAAAUUGGAUGUUAUUGUACAGGUGGGCUUUUGGAUUCCUCUAAUCAUGGACAAAGCAGCCAAUAUGGUGAUGGACAAGAUUCCCAAUCAGCUAGUGGCCAAUAUGGUCAUGGAGAAGGAAGCUUGAAUGGGGACACCAGCAAAUAUGUUGAACAUGGUGGCAGUAGCCAAUAUGAUGGACAAGGAAGCCAGCAGCAUGGCCAUAGCCAAUAUAGUGGUGGACAAGGAAGCUCCUAUAGCAGCAACAGUCAAUAUGGUGGCAGACAAGGAAGCCAAUAUGGUGAUGGACAAGGAAGCUCAUAUGGUGGCAGUAGCCAAUAUGGUGAACAAGGAAGCCAGGCUGGAGCUGGACAAGGUGUCUCAUAUAGCAGCAUCAGCCAAUAUGAUGGACAAGGAAGCCAGUAUGACGGUGGACAAGGUUCCCAGCAUGGAAGUACUCAGUUUGCUGGUAAUGGAAGAGGCAAGCAACAGAGUGGACAAGCUUUUCAGAGCCAUCAAUCUCAUAACUCUAGUGCUGUUGGAAAGCAGCCCGUCUUAGGUCUGGUGCUUUUCAGCAUUCUGAGUGCCUUUGCUGUCCUUUCUUCAAGUGCAUCUAAAUGGAUUAUAUGAACUUUUGAAAUUUUAUCAAGGAGGUAACACAUUGGGGUCAGGUUUUUUUAGAUGGAUAAGUCAUACAGUAUAUUCCUGUAGUCCCUGACCUCUACAUACACAAGUACUGUUAACAAUAUGCCUCGUUGCAAAUUACUGCUUUAUCUCCUUUUUAUAUAGAUAGGCACUCCUCAUUUAGUGACCAUAAUUAGGACUGGCAACUUAGUCAUUAAACGAAGCAGUUUCUAAGUGAAACCACAAUUCUGCUAUGAACUUACUUCCUUUCCUUUGCUUUACAAAACUGCCAUAACUGUGAAUGGUUGCUAAAUGAGGCAGUUGCUAAACGAGGAUUCUCUGUAUAUUAUGCUCUUUAUCUUUGUUUUUUUUUAAUGUACUAUAUUGUAUUUCAUUGCAAAAAUGACAUUUUGGUUAUGAAAUUAAUUAAUGGAUCAAUUGACUUUGAUCAAAGGCUGCAGUUUACUUAAGACAGUUGAUAUAUUUGAAAAUAACUACACUGAAAAUUAUGUAGAUUGAGAUAGUUCAUUAGUCCCUACCAUUGCAUAAUAUAGUACUGACCCAAAUUUUGACCCAUUUUAAUUAUUGUAUCAUUGAUUAAGGUAUCAGAAAUAAUUAUUCUGAGUACAUUCAUGAAUAAUUAGAUUACAGCUGAAUUCUAAGAUUUUGAAAGGUACACUCUUGCAGCAUUAUCUAAAAGUUUCUUCAUCAUAAAAGGAAAAAAUUAUGGAAAAAUCUAUUAAAAUUUUUUUAAUUUUUUUUAAAUUUUAUUUUUCAUAAACACAUUUACAUGUACAGUCAUUUCUAUCAUUUUUCAUUCAUCUUUUCUUUUAACUUUCAUUAUUAAUUUUUAAAAAUAGAUAGAAAAUAUAUAAAAAAUUUGAAGGAAUACUAUAAAAAUCAAGUAUAUUCUACUCUUAAUAAAUAUGUGAACCUAGAUAGCAGGAAUCUUCUGCAACUGUUUUCUUUGCUUCAAUCAUGUUAAUCAAUAUAAAUUCAAGGCAACAAUAACAUCUAUAUACUAUUAAAACUCUCAGGUUUGUAACCUUUUACUGGACAAAAUGCUGCACCAUUUUAGGGCAAAACAUUUUGAACCUCAACUAGUACUCCAAAUAGACUAACUUGCCAAAUGCAUCCAAAAUCUAGAACCCAUGACUCCUGUGGAAAUGAAAUUUGGCAAAAGUUAUAAAACAUUUUAUGACAUAAAAAUAUCAUACAUUUUAUGAUACAAUACAAAUUAUCAUAUUUCCCGUGGUGAGCUCCUGAUGGUUGACUGUGCUAUGCAGAUACAACUCUGAAUAGCUCCCUGAAUUUUUAAAAAACUUUUCUAGUGAAGGCAGUACAUUAGAAGUAAUGCCAUUAUUGAAGGCAAUGAGGAAUUUGGUGAAGAAAUAUCUCUGAAACGAUAACUCAAUGGGCCACAGGCUGAUUAGUUAGAAUAUGGUCCACAGAGAGGUGUGUCAAAAAUAAUCAAGAUGACUGGUGCAACCAUACAAUUGUGAUGGUUGUUAAAAUGGAUUAUGGUUUCAAUUUUGUGAGUCAUAGCCAUCAUCUUGGUCCCCCCCCCUCACUGUUUAUUUGGAUAUUUCUUGCCCAAUCAACCCUUUGAAAGCAAACAAAACUAAUAAAGUCACAUCUGUUUUGUUGCAACAUCAUAGAACUCUUUGAGUAAUGUAAUAUUGAGUAAUAUUCACCCUACUUCAAGAGGCUGUUUGGGAUCUCAUAUUCUAAAGAUCUUGGGUUCAGAUAAUUUGAAAAAAAAAAUGCUUUUAAUCUAUUAUUCCCCCGCUCACAUGCUCCUUGGGGUCAUCUGAGAACAUUUGCUAAAUUUGCCAUGGGCUCACCUUCUGAUGGCUCAGAGUCAAACUUCUUUGUAGGUAACUCCAGUCCUGUGGGAUCCCCUCCCUGCUAAACUGGCAGGUCUACGGUUUUUGCUGGCAUUUUCAAAGGCCCUACAAGCAUGAUUUUUAGGUAAAAUUAAUUAUUUUUAAUCAUUUUAAAUAUCUCAGCCUUUGAUGUUUGCAUUCUUUUGUAUGCUGCCAAGAGAUCUUGUUGACUACCAUAUAGAGUUUAAUAAAUAAAUAAAUGAACCCAAGAUACAUUCUUUAAGAGGCCUUCAAAGAAGGAAACGGGAAGUCAAUUCUAAAAAAACGCAAUUCUUUUUUAAAAAAUAUUUUUUAGAACAGUAAUACCAUUCUUUCCACUAUCCUGUACUUUUUGUUAUCAGAAUUAUUGAGCUGGAAGACGUAAGCCAAACAAUACAUAUUAACAGCAGUUUAAGAACAAUAUAGAGCCUACUUGCAUAGGCUUUGUAAGAGUAUAUUUCCAAAGAGAAAUAAUGUACAGAUGCCAAAUGCAAUGAUGAUAAUCUAAAUCAAAUAACUUGUGUUGCCUUUUACAUAAACCCAAUAAUAUAGUUUUCUGCAAUAGCUCAGUAUGCUUGUAUUUGCAUAAGGCUAUUUUAUAGGGAUGAACCAUGAAACAUAUUUUAUAAGGAUGAUAAUUUGUGAAUGAUCUAAGUGUGGUUAGAUGAGAAGGGAUGGGAUGGGCUGCAAUCCCUCUUGUUUUCAAGCAGAUUUGUCAUGCUAUUUCUGUUCAGAUAGCCAUAAUUAAGCUUCAGCUAACCAUCUUAAAACUCCCCCCCCCACUUUAAGCAUUGACUGUUAGACUAUAGAACCAUAACAGAGUAUUUUAUAGUGUCAUUGUUACUCACACCACAAAGACCCUGAGUUGAAACAGUAAAUUGCUAAACGACUCCUAAAAUUCUUAAUGUAUAAACAGGAAUUGUCAGGGCAUUUUAAAAGUAUAAUUUCGAAGGUUCAGUCUACAAAAUGACAUGAAAGCUCAGUGGAUGUUUAGCAUUCAAAUCCUAACUGUAUUUAGAAACAAUUGGCAUGCAGGAAUGUUCUCCUCCUCCUCCUCCUCUUCUUCAUCCCACCUUUAUAACAUGCUAAUGCUUCUGCCUCCUUUUUAUAUAUGUACAUCAAAGGGUCAAAGGUUGUGCAACAGCAAGUUUACAUAUAUAAAAACUGUCAUUGUAUGCUUGUGAAUAUAUUCUGGGCAUUUGAAAUAAUAAAGCAUAAUAUCAAUA
Pantherophis guttatus is the source of this 6362-nucleotide messenger RNA. Lineage: Eukaryota; Metazoa; Chordata; Lepidosauria; Squamata; Colubridae. The record is from RefSeq and is a predicted model, not a curated record.